Molecule: messenger RNA, 1575 nt
Organism: Paramecium pentaurelia
Lineage: Eukaryota; Ciliophora; Oligohymenophorea; Peniculida; Parameciidae
Source: the annotation of a GenBank genome assembly
AUGAAUUCAAGCAAUGCUAUAUUUGAAAAAUCUUCUCGAUCACAGAUGUAGACUAAUGAUGUAAACUCAUGGUUAAGAAGAAGGUAAUUAAUUUAUUUAUUUAUUAAAGACAUUUUAAUAAAGUAAAAAAAUAAUAUCUCUUACAUCCUGAUUAGAUUAAAUAAGAAUAGGAAAUAAAGAAAAUAUUUAUUAAUUUUGACAGAGAUAAAUCAAGUAUUUUAGUUAUUCAAUUCUAUAGAAAAUAUAGAUAUUGGUGAAAUGUAUGAUAUGUUUUAAAAAUAUGGGUUUGGAGUGACAGAAAAAUAACUUAAAGAUUUUUUUAGAGUGGUUGAUAAGGAUAAAGAUAGUAUUAUUAAAAUGAUAAAUUAGAUGCUUUAAAUUGGGAUGAAUUUAAAAACUCUGUGAUUGAUGCUGAUGCUUCAAAAAGUAUAAAAAUUAAUCAUUUCUAAUAGUCUUCUAUAAUAUCAUAAAAGAAGUCAGAUAAAAUUCAAAUGUUGAAUCUUCUAGUAAUUUUGGAUAUAUUCCCUUUUAAUUUAAUGACAUGAUUAGCUAUUUAAACUAUUUAAUAAGUAGAAAUGAACUUUAAGAAUCAAUUAAGGUAUUAAAUUACUAAUUCAUAGCAAAAUUCAUUAACAACUUAUGAAAAGUUUCAAUAAUAUCUAUAGUUGAUCUAACUGAAUUAAAAUUAGAAUUAAAACUAUAACUAUUAAAAAUAAACAAAUCGAAUAAAUGAAGAAAUGAAAGAAUAAACAUAAGAUGAACUUGAAUUUACAAAAGUUAAUUCUAAUAAAUUCACAUAUUCAAAAACUUCAUGUAAUUAUUAAAAUUAUAGUAGUUUACAAUACUAAUGACUUACCUUUAUUAUUGAAAUUGAAAUCAAGUAAAAAGUAGAAUAUUUAAAAAGAUAAUAAUAUGAGGACUAGCAUUGAUUCUUAAUGGACUCAUCUUUCUAAUUAAUUUAGUUUAUAAACCAAUCCUAAAUCAGACAGAUAUCUUAAUUAAAAAAUGGCUAAUAAUCACAUUCUAAUUUUGAAUACAUCAUCAUAACAUAAAGUACUUCCAAAUGAUAAAUACAAUAAAUCUUAAAAUAUUGAUUCUAAUGUCAAAUCAACACCUUAUUUGUAAUUAAAUUUAAAUAAGAUUAAUUCAAGUUAUAGAGAAAAUUUUCAAACUGAACCUAAUAAUAAGUAAGAUUCCAGUAAUAAAAUUGAUCAUCUUCCAAAGACUUUGAUUAACGAAUUAUAAAAGUUUUAAAUUUUAUCUGGAAAUCAUAAAAGAAGACACACUAAUCUGAUCAAAACUUCUCCAAAUUAAUAAUGUGAUUUUAAUUCAAAAAAGUUAACAUCAUUAUUAAAAACUUCAGCAGAUGUACAUCAACUAAUAAAUAAUAUUUAGUUAAGUCCUCAUUCUCCAAGUAAUAGUAAAUUAUGUACACCUAGAUUCUUGAGAGAUGAGAAAUGCAUAACAUACAGAAAAACUAUCAAUAGGCCUAUUUUCUAAACCUAUUCUUAGUAUAAUAAAUCAGAGAAACCAUUAAAUGUUACUUUAAAGGGUAAAUCUUUGUAAAUAAAAUGA